This is a messenger RNA of Tigriopus californicus, 1555 nucleotides long. RefSeq names its product dehydrodolichyl diphosphate synthase complex subunit DHDDS-like (gene Dhdds). Gene Ontology annotation, biological process: polyprenol biosynthetic process. Gene Ontology annotation, molecular function: ditrans,polycis-polyprenyl diphosphate synthase [(2E,6E)-farnesyl diphosphate specific] activity. NCBI's taxonomy places the organism in Eukaryota, Metazoa, Arthropoda, Copepoda, Harpacticoida, Harpacticidae. The record is from RefSeq and is a predicted model, not a curated record. The transcript has 4 exons. Bases 499 to 1383 code for a protein of 294 amino acids. Gene Ontology annotation, cellular component: endoplasmic reticulum; dehydrodolichyl diphosphate synthase complex.
CUCUGACAUGUCCUAUGAGCCGACUAAUAUACCUAUAUAUCACCCAAACAUGCUCAUCCCAUCCAUUCUUCCCGAUUUGCUGGAUCCUAUGAAGGUCAAUGAGACUCUGAUUUGAUGGAAGCACUGACUACCGAUGUGCAGAUCUGCCGAAUAACACAUUGGUCUUUGACGCAUGUGACUACUCAGAAGAGACGUGAGUGACAGGAAGGAGGAGGGUCAAAAAAGUCGACCAGUGGGCUUGGCUUCGGUCUCGAUUACACAUUGGUCUACUUAAGGGCGGGCUUUGAGGGAUGAUCAUCGUCCAUGGUGAUGGGAUGGCUUCUGGAUUUUAGGAAGCGGGCUUCGAGUGACGUGGCCAUGUUCCCAUGUGACUAAUUUCAUCAUUCACCACUCAAACUUGCAGACGCUUCUUCAGAUCUGGACCUUGAUUCACCCAGCAGGUCCAGUGAAUUCACUAUCUUCUGAAGACGCCAUCUGGCUUUUCCAUUGAAUAGCAUCAUGUCCUGGGUGCCGGAUAAGAAAGUGAGUUACAGCCUUUGGGAAUCCUUGGCCUUGAGGCUGUUGCGUUUUGGGGUGGUGCCUAAACAUGUGGCCUUUAUCAUGGACGGGAACCGACGGUUUGCUCGUGUGAAUCAGUUGGAAAAGAUCCAGGGCUAUGUUCAAGGCUUUGACAAAUUGGCCGAAACCUUGCAGUGGUGCCAUGACUUAGGAAUCAAAGAAGUCACUGUUUACGCUUUUAGUAUCGAGAAUUUCAAAAGACCACAGAAUGAGGUGGAUGGUCUUUUGGAUUUGGCCCGUGAUAAAUUUCGUCGUUUGCUGCAAGAACAAGAUCGUUUACGGGAGCACGGCAUUCGAGUGCGGGUGAUUGGAAAUAUCACGCUUUUACCGGAUGACCUCAAGGACUUGAUUGACCAAGCUGAGAAGGCCACAGAGACCAAUGAGGAGCGGAUCUUGAAUGUGGCCUUUUCAUACACAUCUAGAGAGGAAAUUGCACAGGCUGUUCGAAAAUGUGCUCAAGGGGUCGAGGAAGGUCGGAUACUGGCUGAAGACAUUACCGAAGACUUGAUCGAACGCUGUCUGUACACAAAUAUUUCCCGGACUGUGGAUCUCCUGAUCCGGACCUCUGGCGAAGUCCGCCUGUCGGAUUUUCUCCUCUGGCAAUCCUCUUAUAGUGUGAUUCAUUUCGAACCUGUUCUCUGGCCAGACUUCUCAUUCAAGCACCUCUUGGCCGGAGUCUUCCACUUUCAGCGACAUCAGAGACAAAUUCAAUCCGUUUUGGAUCGACACGAAGAUGGAAAGGGCGCGGACUUAAAUGUGAAAAGUGUUGAACGAGUCAAGCAUUUUUUGGCGCAUCUCGAGCAGAAUCGCGGACACAGAUCAUGAUGUCAAUGUCUCAAACCAAGAAAUUAAAAGCCACAAUGUGGGGGGCGAAGAAACAUUGUUAUGCCAGAAUUGAUACAACGUGAAGUUCUCCUGUUAUUUUGUGUUACCACAAGAUGUAGCAUCUACGAAACAAAAUCCAUUCCGCCAUUAAAUGUCAUUUAUUCAAUGGGAA